Clarias gariepinus (North African catfish) is the source of this 2327-nucleotide messenger RNA. Its product is annotated as beta-galactoside alpha-2,6-sialyltransferase 1-like. NCBI's taxonomy places the organism in Eukaryota, Metazoa, Chordata, Actinopteri, Siluriformes, Clariidae. The record is from RefSeq and is a predicted model, not a curated record. Gene Ontology annotation, molecular function: sialyltransferase activity. The transcript is spliced from 8 exons. The coding region runs from base 442 to 1932 and encodes 496 amino acids.
CGGCAGGAACCCCUAAGAUCACCGCAUUACUGCUUUACAUAAACUCAAGUGUAGAAAUAUAGAAACUGUGAGAGACAGAUUUCUCUCCGCCAAUCGGAAUCCGCAGCGUGAGGGUAAAUAAAUAUGGCGGAUCUCUAUCAUGCAGCACAAUGCGGGGUUUAAUCGACGAGUUAACCAAAAAAAAAAGAAGAUGCCGCAUAUGGGUGAAUACAGAAAGGCUAAAUCGUGAUGUUUCUGUUCUUUUUUUUUUCUAAUGAGACGUGGGCAAGCAUCCCGUCGUGGAGAUAAUUAUCAGUUUUAUUAGGCUAUAAAUGUCUCUAUUCUCCUGUAUCUCCCCGCUUGGAUUACGCGAUGCCUUAUUAAGACAGUAUUUAUAUCCGCACGGUUCUACCGGACUAAAAUAGGAAUCCAAUUUAAGAAGGAAAUCGGCGUAAGAAAAAUAUGGGAUACAAGGUCACAGGUGCUACAAUGGAUCGUGUUAGCGUGCUUUGGCGGUUAAGGCGUCGAGCUCGCCGAGGGGUUUUGUGCAUGGCCCUUUUUUGUAUGACUAUGGCUGUACUGUAUACACUGUGUGCUGAAAACAGUGUACCGGUCACUGAUGCCAUCUUUGGGGUGAGAGCAAGGACUCGUGCACAACCAAGGGCGCAUGCUGUUGUAAAGGUGCUUCGUGGAGCAGGAGGAUCAAAACCGAUGUAUGUGGACCCUCAAAAACUUCCAGGUGUUAUUCCCGGAGAUCCUCAAAAGCCCAUUCCUGUCCUCUCGUCUUUAAAUUACUCAAUGGACACAAGUCAAAAAGAGCAGCACUUGGAGAACAAAGAAAAGAAGCACCAUGGACUUCUCUCCGGGCUGUUGGGUCGCCCAUUUAAAAGUGUGCUUGAGACUCUUCUUGGAGGCCGAAAAAAAGCAGACGUGGACAGUUUUUUUGAAAAUAAAGGAGUCGGUGGAGAGAUAUGGAAUGAUGAGAUGUCUAUUAACAUGCUGGAUAAAAGGCUGAAAAAGGUGGCACAGAACUAUCAGGCAAUGAAUAAAUAUGGUGUGGAUCUCUCUGGGCAAGAAGCUGGAAAUAAAAAACAGCGAAAACUGAGUGGUGCAGAGCUCCUGUGCCAGCUCAAAGAGAGGGUGAAAAUCUCCUCAUUAACACCAGAGAUGGAGCCCUUUAGUAAAUUUAACUGGGCCUCCCAGCUUCCUACUAAACCCUUGACUUCUGUGCUUGGUCCAUUUAAAACAUGCGCUGUUGUGAUGUCUGCAGCUUCCCUGCGAAGAUCCGGACUAGGGAAAGAGAUUGAUGGCCAUGAUGCAGUGGUACGAUUCAAUUCUGCACCCACUGUGGGCUUUGAGAAAGACGUUGGCUCUAAAACCACAGUGCGCGUGAUCAAUUCUCAGGUGAUGGCAUCUGAAGAUCACCACUUCCUGUCCAGUUCUUUAUACAGCAGUGGAACACUAGUGGCCUGGGAUCCUGCCCCAUUUUCUUCUAAGUUAAAUGAGUGGUACAACAAGACAGAUUAUCCAAUAUUUAAACAGUAUCAGCAGUACAGACAGCUGCAUCCUCAACAGCUGUUUUAUAUCAUACAUCCCAGCAUGCAGUGGCAGAUAUGGAAGCUUCUACAUGACAACAUGGCUGAGCCAAUUCAGAAGAACCCACCUUCCUCAGGCCUGAUAGGGACAGUACUAAUGAUGUCAGUAUGCGACGUGGUCCAUGUCUACGAGUUCUUACCCUCACGGCGCAAAACCGACAUCUGCCACUACUAUCAGAACUUUAGAGAUGCAGCCUGCACCUUGGGUGCCUACCACCCUCUACUCUACGAGAAGAACCUGGUGAAAAGGAUGAACCGAGGUUCUGACCAAGAAAUUUACAACUAUGGCAGGGUGUCUCUGCCUGGAUUUAAAACUUUUAACUGUACACAGACUUCAAACUUCAAAAUGAAAUAUUAAUUUAAUAUUUGGAAUGUUACUGUAUUAUUUAUUGCAUGACUCGGUGUAUGCUACUGCAACUUAUCUAGGAAAAAAAUCUAAGCUGAUUUAUAGGUAGGUGGUUCUCUCUCCAUGAGAUGCACAUGAUUGCUUGAAUACCUAGAGCCCUUAUUACCAUCACCAACCCAGAGAGGGGUCAUUUUGCACCCAGGCUUUACAUAGAUAUAAAUAACUGGGCGUUUUAGCUGAAAAGUAACAGGAAUCAGCCAGCAGUUUAUUAGUUAGAUGCAGUCAGCAGAUACGCUUGAUGCCUAUAAUACUGACUAUUGUAGCUUAUUUGUUACUAUGCAUGAUUUUGUCAAACCCAAUCUAUCAAUGAAAAAAGACCACCAUAGGACCAGCACUAACCUGAUAAU